AUGAGCGCGAAAGGGAAAGCGGAUCAAACUCAACCACUAAAGGAUGACAAUGACGCUGAUGCGGAUAAUGAAGGAAAAGGACUCGAAAGGUCGAUGACUCUGUUCAACGGAGUGUCAAUUAUUGUUGGAUGUAUUAUAGGAUCUGGAAUAUUCAUUAGUCCUACAGGAAUCCAAGCGCAGGCUGGAUCUGUUGGGCUUUCUCUUAUUGUUUGGGUUUUGUCUGGUCUGUUUGCCACGCUUGGAGCCUAUUGUUACGCUGAAUUGGGAACAUUGAUUAGAAGAUCUGGAGGAGAUUAUGCCUACAUUAUGGAUGCUUUUGGUCCUUUCCUUGCUUUCAUUCGUCUGUGGAUUGAAGCUAUUGUUGUCAGACCAUGCACUGCCACAAUUGUUGCUCUUACAUUUGCUCUCUACAUGUUGAAACCUAUCUUCCCACAUUGCGACCCGCCAGCCGGAUCAACCGAACUUCUCGCCGCUAUUUUAUUAAUUCUUCUCACCGCAAUCAACUGCAUUUCGGUCAAAUGGUCUACUAAGGUGCAAGAUUUCUUCUUUGUUGCUAAAGUUGCCGCUCUCAUCUUGAUUAUUGGAACAGGAAUUUUGCACUUGCUUAGUGGAAAACCGCAAUACUUCGAUUCGUUCGAGAAUAUAUUUGAGAAUACGGCGAAUGAUUUCCAAACAGCAUCGCUUGCAUUCUAUUCGGGGUUGUUUGCUUACCAAGGAUGGAACUAUCUCAAUUUCAUAGUUGAAGAACUCGAAAAUCCAAAGAGAAAUCUGCCCUUGGCGAUUGGAAUAUCUUGCUCUCUUUGCACAAUUAUUUACACUUUAACUAAUGUUGCCCUGUACACCUCAAUUUCUCCAGAUGAAAUGUUGGCGAGUCCCGCUGUUGCAGUUCUUUUCGCUGAGAAGAACUAUGGAUACUUUGCCAUCUGCAUGCCCUUCUUCGUUGCCUGCUCUACUAUUGGUUCAGCUAAUGGAGUAAUCCUCACCAGUUCAAGAUUGUUCUACUGCGGUGCUAGAGAAGGUCAGAUGCCAAACGUCUUAACAAUGAUCAACAAAAGCACUAAGACACCGAUUCCAGCCGUUGUCCUGACGGGAGUUUUGUCGCUAUUUUAUCUUCUUCUCUCGAACAACAUUUAUUCUUUGAUCAACUACAUUCAAGUCAGUUACUGGCUCGCCAUUGGAGGUGCGAUUGCGGCUCUUUUCUACUUCCGACGCACAAUGCCAGAUGCACCAAGAGCAAUUAAGGUCCCGCUGUUUAUGCCGAUUGUCUUCUUUAUUGGAUGCAUUGCACUCGUUUUGGUUCCCGUUCUUGGAGCACCUACUGACACUGCCAUUGGGUUGCUCAUUAUGCUUUCUGGUGUCCCAGUAUAUCUCAUCUUCAUUGCUUGGAAAGGAAAACCAAAGUUCUUCGACAGCAUAAUUAAAUCGAUCACGCUCUUCACUCAAAAGUUAUUUAUGGUUGUUGACGAUACCAAGGAAGCUUAA
This is a messenger RNA of Caenorhabditis bovis, 1482 nucleotides long. NCBI's taxonomy places the organism in Eukaryota, Metazoa, Nematoda, Chromadorea, Rhabditida, Rhabditidae. The record is from the annotation of a GenBank genome assembly.